AUGAACCUCACUUCCCAAAGCUUCCUCCCGCACGCCGUCACCGGCCUCCCAACAUCCUAUGAGCUGCUCAAGGAGGAGAACGAGGUGGCCGUGCUGGGGGCGCCCGUCAGCCCUUCGCCCCGCAGUUCGGCACCCAUGACGUCCACCGUGAUCAGCAUCCACAGCGAGACCUCCGUGCCUGACCAUGUCGUCUGGUCCCUCUUCAACACGGUCUUCCUGAACUGCUGCUGCCUGGGGUUUGUGGCGUUCGCCUACUCCGUGAAGUCUAGGGACCGGAAGAUGGUGGGCGACCUGAUGGGGGCCCAGAGCUACGCCUCCACCGCCAAGUGCCUGAACAUCUGCGCCCUGGUCUUCAGCCUCCUGCUGAUCAUCGGGUUCAUCAUUCUUUCAGCCACUGGUACAGUGAUGAGCCUCCAGGCCUUUUCACAGACGCUGAAGGACCAUGGGGGCUACUAG
Molecule: messenger RNA, 456 nt
Organism: Trichechus manatus latirostris (Florida manatee)
Lineage: Eukaryota; Metazoa; Chordata; Mammalia; Sirenia; Trichechidae
Product: interferon-induced transmembrane protein 1
Exons: 2
Coding region: 1-456 (151 amino acids)
Biological process (GO): defense response to virus; type I interferon-mediated signaling pathway; response to interferon-beta
Cellular component (GO): plasma membrane
Source: RefSeq, a predicted model, not a curated record